AGCUGACGUCAAUGCAGCAGCAGCAGCAAAUCGUGGGAGAACGGCACUGCAGGCGGCGGCAGAAGGAGGCCAUCUCGCAGUAUCGAGAGGCUGCUUCAAGAGAAAGCCGACGUCAAUGCAGCAGCAGCAGCAAAUCGUGGGAGAACGGCACUGCAGGCGGCGGCGGAAGGAGGCCAUUUCGCAGUAGCUCAAUGUCUUAAGAGGGCCGGUGCUGUACGAUAGUGAUUUCAUUUCCAUUACUGCAGUCUGCUUUCGGUUUUGUCCUAUCUUAAGGCAGAUUUUGCUUCACUAGACCGAAGUAUUAAAGUAGAUACCAUAGUUUGAUAAGUGCAAUCGACAACCCUUUUACGCAUAACUCUGCCCUUAUAAUUCCAUGUAUAUCCGAGCAGACGGUCGAACAGGUUAGUGAAAAUCUAAUAAAUCUGUCAAGAACUAGACGCGAUCACUAUGCUGCGCAAUCAAGGCUGAGCUAUCAAGUUUGCCACCUUCAGAAGCUAAAGGUGCAUGAACGACUCGCUUACGCUAGCAUGGGACAGUGGCCGACCCGCUCCUGCCCUGACCUUGUGGAAUGUGUUAAGGUCUUUGGAAAACAAAUGGUGGGGUUGUCAUGGUUCUAGCCACUGGCGUUCAAAUUAGCUCCCGCAGUGGGUCUGUGCACAAUCCCUCUCGCUUUCUAAAUCUAGCCUGUUACGGCGUGCCAUGCACUCAUUGUGCGUGCAACAACCAUCUGGAACUAAACUAACAGUUGCGGGGUUAAGGAUGCAACCCCUUACUAUUUGUUGAGAAUCGCCCUAACGCUGCGACGAACUUUGCAUUCAGGGGUAUCGCGUUAAUUUGUUGCUACAUCAGCAAAAAAGUUUUUCUUUUUUUCUUAUUAACGUGCGCAACGUGCUAAAAGUAGCACAAUCUUAUUAAAUUCGCACAAAUAUGUAUAUAGCGCAAAAAGUGCACAACGUUGCACAAAAAUACAAUUUUUCUUAUACUUGCGCAAAUGUGCGCUACUUGCACAAGUACUAAAAUAUGCCUCUACACUCUAUUUACCUAUGUAGCGCACUUUUCUUUCUUCUUGUAUUUUUUUUUAUCUUCUUUUUCACUGUAAUUUACUGCAAAACUCACAUGCUUCAUUUCUAUAGCGCAGCCUCCCAUCUUCCAUAAUUUAAUAUUUUCUAUCUUCCACUUCACUGUGAUUUACUGCAAAACUUACAUGCUUCAUUUCUAUAGCGCAGCCUCCCAUCUUCCAUAAUUUAAUAUUUUCUAUCUUCCACUUUACUGUGAUUUACUGCAAAACUUACAUGCUUCAUUUCUAUAGCGCAGCCUCCCAUCUUCCAUAAUUUAAUAUUUCAUCAUCUUCUACUUCACUGUAAUUCAUUGUAAAAGCCGUGUUGUUCUUCUCUACAGCGCCACCUUUAUCUGCUGUAAUAUAAAAUUUCUUGUCAUGUCCUACCUUACUAUAAUAUAUAGCAGAAUUCAUGUAAAUUUUCCUUUUAGCAAUGCUCCCUAUUUUCUUUAGUACAAAAUUCCUUGUUAUAUCUCACCUCACUGUAAUUCACAGCGCAAUGAGUUGUGAAUUAUUCUCCCCGUAAUACUACCUCUUUUCUAUCAUCCAAAAUUCGCUUUUGCAUCCUAUUCACUGUGAUUCACUGCAGAACCGCUCAAAAAAAAAAUUUUUCACCAAAAUUGUUAUAGUAUCACAAUAAGUUCAUCUGUUUAGCUUCAAGUGUGUACGUACCAAGGCUGUGCCAUUCAUGUAAAGCCGAAUUUAGCUGCUGUAUUAACGCGCAUUUGUCUAUCUUUACAAGGCAGUACUAGUAGCUUGCAAAGCUCAUCUCAUCACACAGUCUUUUCAGACGCGUGCAGUCAUUCAGACCUCCACCGCGAAUUCUUUGCUUGACCCAUCAUUGUCUUUCGUCAAGUGUUGCACAACUAAUUCCUUCUGUGGGACGCGGACAGGCCUGCGUCGAAAUUGCUCCCAUUUUUCCACUCUCGGGAGCGGACUGUCCGUGAUAACGUGGUUGGCCCCGCUCAGGUUCACGCCUUCGGCGACAAGCUCUACUGUCGACACGAGAUAUCGUAGGGGUGAGCUGUUGUCGUUGAAUGCGGUUGUUAUCACCGUCCUCUGCGCAUUUGGGGUUCGGCUUGUGAUUAAUGCCACUGGAUCUUUGAGAUCUUGGCCGUCAGUCAGCGUU
Periconia digitata is the source of this 2186-nucleotide messenger RNA. Lineage: Eukaryota; Fungi; Ascomycota; Dothideomycetes; Pleosporales; Periconiaceae. The record is from the annotation of a GenBank genome assembly.